CGGAAGUAUAAAGUUGAUUUGACGUAAACAAUUUUAUACAUAAAAAGUUAAAAGAUUCUUCUUCUUUUAAUUAUUAAAAUGCAAUCUACUUCAAAGGUUUUGCAACAUAUUUCACCUGUUACAAGCAACAAAAUAGUUUCAAAACAGUCUUACGGUUGUAUUCCACUUAGCCAUUUUUGUGAAGAUGUGUUGUCUAAAGAAACUGUUAUUGAGGACAAAGUAAAACGCCCUAUGAGCUCAUUCUUGUUGUGGGCAAGAAUUAAAAGAAAAAAUUAUUCUAAAAAAAAUCCUAAAAUGCUUAAUUCAGAAAUCAGUAAACUUUUAGGAUAUACUUGGAAUAAAAUGAGUGCAAUUGAAAAAUUACCGUUUACAACACAAGCAAAGAACCUUCGAACGGCUUAUAUGACAAACCAUCCAAAGUAUUCGACUAAGAAGUGCGAACAUAAUAAAGGUAAUUAUUCAAAAAUGGAUUCCGCCCAAAGAAACAAUGAUUUAGAUGUAAGUAGUUUUUUGGUUAACAAAAGCUUAAACAACAACGAUAUAGUAAGAAACCCAAGUUUGAAAAGCUAUUGCUACCUUCAAAAUGCAUAUAUUGCACAACAAACUGCUACAAUAACAAAAUAUAUUUCAUCAAAUGAUGUUAUUUAUUAUUCAUCUGAUAUCGGUUUCAAUAAUAUUCAAAGUAUAUUUCCUUUAAAAUAUGAUCCAUGUGUAAUCUUUAACAAGAAUAAUAAAUUCAAUACUGAAAGUAAUAUAGAAGUUUGCAAAGAGACCACUACGCUUCAUUAUUAUCCAAGCCCAGUACAGCUGCAUUUAAAUAUAUAAUAGCCAACAUAAAACAAUAACGAAAGAGAAAUAAACCCAACAAACAAAAAAGAGAAAAAUUUUUAAAGACGACAAUGAGUUAGUAUUUUGAGUUAAAAUUUAUAAAUUUUUCAAUAUGUCGAAUAUUUAAGACUUUAAAAUGUUUUUAUGCAAAAUGUUUUUACAAGAACUCAUUUUUGAACAUAAA
Hydra vulgaris (swiftwater hydra) is the source of this 1012-nucleotide messenger RNA. The record is from RefSeq and is a predicted model, not a curated record. Lineage: Eukaryota; Metazoa; Cnidaria; Hydrozoa; Anthoathecata; Hydridae.